Molecule: messenger RNA, 972 nt
Organism: Penicillium taxi
Lineage: Eukaryota; Fungi; Ascomycota; Eurotiomycetes; Eurotiales; Aspergillaceae
Product: YoaK family protein
Exons: 2
Coding region: 1-972 (323 amino acids)
Source: RefSeq, a predicted model, not a curated record
AUGCUGCAGCAAUCCCCUUCCUCCCCAAGGAACAUACAACUCCCGGCUCCAGUAGUUGGUGCAGAUUUCGAAAGUCGGAACCUAUCUCAGGACGGCAAUCUUACUUUCGUCUCAAACAUGGAUGCUCCCACUGAAGAAUCAAAAUAUACACCUGGGCUUUGGUCGUCUGGGGGCAGCACAGCUGUCCUUUCUAACAACCCAAUUGAAGAGAGCACGACAAUGGGCUCAGUUCUAACCCGUCACUUUCGGGCUAAUAUAGACACCAAGCAUACUGAUAUUGUUCUCAUAAUAUGUGGAUUUGUUGGUGGUCUGGUCGAUGGGCUGUCAUUCAAUGCAUGGGGGAGCUUUUCGAGUAUGCAAACAGGAAACACUGUUUUCCUGGCUCUAGGUCCUUCCGGUCAGCCUGCCUAUCCGGCAUACCUCUGGGCCAAGUCCCUCAUUGCUCUUAGCGUCUUUAUCGCCAGCAACAUUUUUUUCAUUAACUUCCAUCGGAUAUUAAGUCCACGACGCCGCUCAACAAUGAUUUUUUCGUUUGCUAUUCAGUCAUUUGCUCUUCUGGCGACAGCAAUUCUCAUUCAGCUUGGUGUGGUUUCCCCUAAGCCGGAAGACCCACGAGCCCCUAUUCAAUGGAUACAAGUUCUCCCAAUUUCCCUUUUAUCCUUUCAAGCUGGAGGGCAGAUAUGCGUAUCUCGCAUUCUUGCGCUGGAUGAGAUCCCUACAGUGGUGUUGACAGCGCUUCUAUGCGACUUGCUUGUCGAUCCAAGACUCACCGCAAAAUAUAACCCUAAGCGCAAUAGAAGGAUCGGAGCUUUCCUAGCCCUGUUUCUUGGCGCAAUGACUGCAGGGGGUCUUUCGAAAGUCACCGGUAUGGCUUCAAGUAUAUGGUUUGCCAUGGGCUUGAAGCUAGCAAUCACGUUGGGAUGGGUUGUUUGGAAGCCAGAAGGAAGAGAAAAGAGCAAUACAGAUGUCUAA